This is a messenger RNA of Laetiporus sulphureus 93-53, 3132 nucleotides long. Its product is annotated as WD40 repeat-like protein. The transcript has 6 exons. The record is from RefSeq and is a predicted model, not a curated record. NCBI's taxonomy places the organism in Eukaryota, Fungi, Basidiomycota, Agaricomycetes, Polyporales, Laetiporaceae. Gene Ontology annotation, molecular function: protein binding. The coding region runs from base 475 to 2898 and encodes 807 amino acids.
GGUACCAGCUUUACUUUCUGAAGGCCUACAGUAUAGCAGAUGGAUGCCUGCUGUGCUCGAUGCUGAUGCUCUACUACUAGAUUUGACACAGUCGAAUUUCAAAUCUCUUUCAUGUGGUCACGACUCACUUGUCGGAAUGAUAUCCUUGGCCUUCAGCUCUGUACGCGUUGCUUGAACUCAAAUACGAUGCAGUCGUGGCAGUUUAGGGAAUGCUACGAUACGUGUCGGUCGCCUGAGGGGUCUUCUGGUCUGGAUAGGGUCAUCUGCUACAAACACGCAGGAUUGACGCCUUGGCUCGUGUUCCCUGUUCGUCGACUCGGAACCAAAUAAGCACGAUCACAGCCACCAUCUAUCGAUUGCAUACAGCCUCGUGGCACGAAUACAGCGGACUGAUAAAGGAGUUGGGUGCUGUGCGUUGGUGCGCUAUCCACUUCUUUCUGCAGCUACGAAGUCCGCACCCGCUUUUCCAUCGCGAUGAAUACCGAUAAUACUGCAGACAACGUGUACGCCCGUGAACUUGGCAAACGUGGCCAGGGAUAUCCCCUUUGGGUGCCUGAACCCCAGGAUGUUGGUGAAGUGGAAAUCGGAGACGUCGGAUAUAUCCGGAGAGGAGGAUUCUAUCGUUUAUUCAGGGCAACUGAAGAUGGUACAGACGAUUUGAACAGAACGCACGGCGUACCGGAGAAAUUCGAGAAGUUCUCUAUCGGCAAUCUGGCGCCAAAACGGCUGGAUAAUGCUAUCCCUAAGGGUCUCUUGGGCAGUCAAAGUGUCAAGCAUCUAGCGAUUGACGGUCAAGUUACAGCGUACAGCGCUGAACUCGCUUUCAAAUGCGAAGUUACUGAAGAUCAGGGUGCUUUUCUCGUGCUCGGUGCAUCCGCCACUCGGCAGGAACUACAUCAAAUUCGGAAAAUGAAGACACACAUGGGCCUUCAUGUUCGCAAUUGGUAUACAUUCGCUUGUGAAAUGGGCCUCGAAGUGGCUGAGGAAGAUAUCAUAUUUGUCCGCGGAUGGGUGAAGACAACAGAGUGGAUGGUGGCUGCUUUCACUCAGCAAGGAAAAAGCGCACAGAUUAGUAUCAGCGCCGACAGCGGGGCCGUAGCUAGUGGUCAUCUGCGUCUCGAGGCCACUCAUAAAUCCAGCCCGACAUACGACUACCGUUCUGGUCCAGAGAGCCAGAAAACACUCAAUAAUCAAACGAACCGCGGUGGCGGGAAGCAGCGCAACCCAAAAGGUAAAGGUCGCGCCAGACCCCAAGAGAGUAAUUCGUCACAGCCCGAUGUGAACCAAGCUCUAGCCAUGAAUCAAUGCGUAUUCUUGCACUAUCUCAAGCUCAAGAGGCGAUUCCUCGGUAUGAAGUUCAUGGAGGCUAUGGCUGAACCGCGAGAUCCAUCGUUUGAAGGGGAUGAUCACCAUUUCGAACAGGUGCCGGCGCCGGUGAAGCGCUACGACCCUGUGGACUAUCUCCUUGAUUACAUUCUCGAGAACUCUUCUGCUGAAGUUGCAGUAGCCAGUGACGGAGAGCUCAUCGAUAUAUGCAAGGCUGUACGUCCUGAAGAUACCGAGUUUCCGAUUCCUGACGAUAUUCCGGCCUUUCUUCGGAAUGUCAGUCCUCAGGUUGAGGUAACAGAGGAUGGAAUCGGGAUACUUUCGCUCGAGGAUAUCACUUCACGUCAACAAUUCGCCGAGGAGACACCCUCUGGAGAGCAGGUUGACAACGCGUCAAUGGACGUUGCUGAUGGGGCAGCACAGGAUGCGACUACCGAUCCACCUCCUGCGCCUGCUAACCCCAACGAACAAGUUGACCGCAUGGACGAGGACGACGGGACAAAAGAAGAUUUGGGAAAGAAAUUCGAGACAAGCGACUACCUGCUCGAGCUGUCAAUCAAUGCGCAGCGUGGAGGUAUUUCCGCACUCGCCUACUCCCCGAACGGCAGAUACGCCGCGGGUGGGUUUGACAGCGGCUCCAUCGUCAUCUGGGACCCGCAAACCCGGCGCCGAGUUGUCGAGUUGCAGGGGCAUAAUGAUACAAUUUGCUGCCUUGCAUUCUCGCCAGACAAUCUCGAGCUAGUCUCAGGCUCGCGCGAUGCCCGCCUGAUCAUCUGGAACAUUCGUGAUGAGUACCAGCGCGCUAUCCUUGUCGGACAUCAUGGAUUCGUCAAUUCGGUCGUGUACUCCCCCGACGGAAAGACCAUAGCUUCUGCAUCCAUCGAUUACACCGUGCGACUCUGGGAUGUCGAAACGGGCAGAUCGAAGGCUACCUCCGAUGAGCAUGAUGCCAUGGUAAUGCUCGUGAAAUACUCCCCCGACUCGUCUCGACUUGUCUCAGCUAGCGCCGACUGCGUCGCUCGCAUUCUGGAUGCGCGGAAUGCUAGCACAAUUGCCGAACUUGACAGUCACGAGGGUGUGAUUUACUCUGUCUGCUUCUCUCCUGAUGGCCGUCGUAUCGCGACGACGUCAGACGAUGGCAGUGUCAGGAUAUGGAGCGCCAUGACAGGUGAUGAGUACCUGAUCCUGCACGAGCACAAGGGCUCCGUCUGGGACGCCAUCUUUACUCCUGACGGAAAGAGGAUAAUCUCGGUCGGCAGCGAGAAGGCGGUCAAGGUUUGCGACUCCUUCGACGGCACACUAUUGAGACAGUUCGACGGAGAUGAUGGCUUGCUCAAUGCCGCGACCUUCUCUCCCGAUAGCAAGUUCGUUGCCGCGGGCUCAGCAGACCAUCAAGUGUGCGUUUGGAAUACGGAAUCGGGGCAAUGCGUGGCACGGUGGAGCGGACACGCGGAUAACAUUAGUCGUUUGCAGUUCUCUGCAGAUAGUAAACACAUUUUAUCGGCUUCUGACGACGGCACCGUGCGCUUGUUCAAUAUGCGCAAUGCGUUCGUGCCAGUUCAGCAGCAGUAACUCUGAUAUGUUGAAACGUUUUGAUACCCGACAUAGCUGCAUUUUAGUUGUGCUUCAAUUUCGCUUGUAUACGGACGUUCUCUGUCAAUUCAUACCAUGCCUCGACGAUUCUGGAAUGAUAUAUACUAUACAUAUAUCAAUGGAGUUCGCACUUUGUACUUAGACGACCUUCAACCCCCCGAGCGAAAGGACUGCGUCAUUAGCAUUAUCAAAACAGUCAACACAAGUGAACGC